AUGGGGUCAAAAAGUCACGAAAUAAACGAAAUUUUAGCAAUUCCUGGCAAUAAUAUUUGUGCAGAUUGUGGUUGCCACUCGCCCCGCUGGGCGAGUAUCAAUUUGGGUGUCGUCAUCUGUAUCAACUGUAGCGGAGUACAUCGCAAACUGGGCGUUCAUAUUUCAAAGAUAAAAUCGCUCACGUUGGACACUUUAAAACCAGAAUGGAUUAAAUGCCUCAAAUACAUAGGAAAUAAUAUAGCCAACUCUUACUAUUUGAGCAGGCUGCCAAAUGAUGUACCUAGGAUCAGGCCAGGGGAGUCAGCCCAUAAAGUGGAGAUUUGGAUCAGGAAUAAGUAUGAAAAAAAAAUAUACUCUUCAAAUGAUCUUAUAGAACCCUGUGUAUUAGUAAAUCAAGGCAAAGAUCCGAGGAACGUAUAUUCGUCGGCCAAAACUAUGCUUUCCAAACCUCAUUCGGAAUUUGUAGCAGAUUUCUCUUACCUUACAAUGUCACACACUAAUUCAAAUUCUACCAAUGCUCCAUUGAUUGAGUUGAACAAUAAAGAGAUUAAUUUUGCUAAUUUUGAUUCGUGCACAACUCGCUCAUAUCCAGUGGAUAUUGUCAAAAAUGUGGACAUUGAAAACCAAACUACACAUGUAUCAAAAGAGGAAAAUAUACCAAAAUUGAGCGACGUUUACAAAAUUAGGGACGCCAAAAUUGAAGCUGCUAAGGCAUGUAUUGCUAAAAUGUACAAAAAUCCAGAACAAUUGGGUUUACAUCCAGAUGCCAAUGAUAUUAAACCGUCUUGCAUCGACAACUCUGGCAAUAUAGAUUUCACCAAACUUUUUAAUUAUGGUUCUUAA
Messenger RNA from Babesia microti strain RI, 843 nucleotides. RefSeq names its product stromal membrane-associated protein. Gene Ontology annotation, molecular function: GTPase activator activity. The record is from RefSeq and is a predicted model, not a curated record. The coding region runs from base 1 to 843 and encodes 280 amino acids. Lineage: Eukaryota; Apicomplexa; Aconoidasida; Piroplasmida; Babesiidae. The transcript has a single exon.